Cuscuta epithymum is the source of this 1938-nucleotide messenger RNA. NCBI's taxonomy places the organism in Eukaryota, Viridiplantae, Streptophyta, Magnoliopsida, Solanales, Convolvulaceae. The record is from the annotation of a GenBank genome assembly.
GAAUUUUAAAAUGCUUAUACUUUUAGUUAAAAAAAGAAAUUAAAACUUGUGCAUAUGUCACUUCUUCUUCCACGUUCAUUUCCUGGUCCCUAAAAGUUCAAAUAUCAUGUAAUAGUUCCAAAAUAACUCAACUAAUACUAAUCUGAAAACGAAAAUUAAUCUUGAUAUACGUAGUAUAUUGUAAGUAUGCGUGAGGAGUUUAAUUGGGGCCUUUUGACAAGGAUGAGUUUGUUUCUUUUUAACCGUUUCUUCCGUUCUUCUGCAAAAGGUCGUCCUUUUUACUCCUUUCUGUUUCACGUACUUGAGCUAGUACGUACCAUAUUUGUAGUUUGUUCUGAGGUGUCUGUAACUUAUUAGACAACAUAGUACAGGCCGAGUCAAAGCUAAGAAAGCAUAAACUUUGUGUUCCUAAAAAGAAAUCUUUAUAGAAAGCGAUGGCUGGCGGCUAUUGAUGUUGUGAUUCCACUUUGGCAGAAGCUGGUGUACUUACUAGCUGAAGAUUUGUGUCCCCUCCAAACAGUAUCUUCUCCCUGAAAGAAGAGGAGGAGAAGGAAAAGAAGCUGAGCAUGGACAUGGAGCUUCAGCAGCAGCAGAAUAUUGAAAUGGAACAGUGCUAUAAUGAGAGUGAUAAUCCCUCCCAUUUUACCCAAGAUUGGGGCUUCUUAUUGCACCACCAAACUCUUCCUGCAACUUCACUGCCUGAAACACCAUACCCACAUCUACAAACAACACCAGAUCUUCUUAGCAUGUUCCCUUUGCCAUCUUCUUUGAUCCCAAACCCACAUUCCAUUCCCCUUUCUAACAACGCCUACCAGGAAUCCUCAGCCUUCUUCACUUCAUUAGGUCUCUUUGGGGACGAUGUAACAUCCCCAGAUUCAACUGUUGUUCAUCGUCAUGACGACCCUUCUGUGUUUACCUCUUUACUUCAGGGAGCCUAUGGCUUUGGUUGCUCAAGUGGUAGUAGCUCUCUGUUUGGUGAAAUGGAUGAUAAAUACCAGGUACUGGAUUAUGGUUCUUUCCACCAAGGUAUGGACGGAAGUGGUUUUGUUCACACAGGCUUUGAGUUUAAUGCUACCAUGGAAGGUUUGGGCAAAAAGAUAGGCAGCGGUAAUAGUAAGGACGCUAAGCAUUUUGCCUUGGAGAAGCAAAGGAGAGUCCAAUUCAAGGACAAGUUCCAAGCGUUAAGGAAGCUGAUUCCUAAUCCCACAAAGAAUGAUAGGGCAUCAAUUGUGGGGGAUGCUAUUGUCUACAUAAAUGACCUCAGGAACAGAGUGGCAAAGCUUGAGGCUGUUAUAGAGCAGAAGAGAAACAUCAGGGAGAAGAUGCAGAGGCAGAUCACAUCAGAUGGCGUAGAUGGGAAGUUAGAGGAUGAUAUGGACCAACCUUACAAUGUCAAUAUCGGAUCAUCUUCAAUGAGAUCCAGUUUCUGGUUCCAGAAACAAUCCAAGAAUGCAGAAGUCGAUGUUCGUGUAAUGGCAGGUGAAGUUACAGUGAAAAUUGUCCAGGAGAAGGGGAGCAACUGCCUCCUCCCAGUUUCAGGUGUUCUUGAUGAGCUGCACCUUGAUCUGCACCAUAUUGCUGGAGGGAUAAUUGGUGAUCACUAUAAAUUCCUGUUCAACUACAAGAUCUUUGAAGGUACUACAUUGUAUGCUAGUUCCAUAGCCAAAAAGCUCAUUGAGGCUGUGGAGAAAUCAGUACACACCCAUUUUGCCUGUAGCUAAUGAAAUGAUGUCCUACAACUUCAGCCUUAUUCCAUGAUUGCAGAUUUUUCUGGAAAAGUAUCAACCUUCAUUUACCAUGGCGGAAAAAGAGAUGAUGCUUUUCUUAUUCUUAUUGCAGGCAUAUCUAAAAGGGUGAAUUUGUAUAAGUGAAUCAAGAGAUCUUUUUAAAUUUAAACUGCAUCACUUUUUAUCAGUACCCUAAAUACUGUUAAUUAUA